Messenger RNA from Otolemur garnettii (small-eared galago), 582 nucleotides. It is a transcript of the gene CFAP107, whose product is annotated as chromosome unknown C1orf158 homolog. Bases 1 to 582 code for a protein of 193 amino acids. The record is from RefSeq and is a predicted model, not a curated record. The transcript has 4 exons. Lineage: Eukaryota; Metazoa; Chordata; Mammalia; Primates; Galagidae.
AUGCUUUUGAAGGCAAUAAAUCCAGAAUCACUCUCUACGCCAGGCUGGAAGAUUGAGAGCAGUUACUCAACCAAAGUGCUCACUGGAAAUUGGGUGGAAGAGAGGAGGAAGUUUGCUGGAGUCACUGAGAUACCCCAGUCCAUUUACAGAAGAGAUUACAUCCCCUUCCCAGGCUGCAGGCCGGACCAGGUGUCCAGGUGGUACGGGAAGAAGAAAAUCGAGGGGCUUCCCUACAAACACCUGAUCACCCACCACCAGGAGCCCUCGUACCGCCAUCUGAUCAGCACGUAUGACGACCAUUACAACCGGCAUAACUACAACCCGGGCCUGCCUCCCCUCCGCACCUGGAGCAGGAACAAGUUGCUGUGGUUACCGGAAAAGGCCGACUUCCCCCUUCUUGCACCCCCUACAAAUUACGGACUCUAUGAGCAGCUGAAGCAGAGAUGGCACGCAUCCAGCACUAGCCCCCGGGAGAGCACUUACACUCUGUCCUACCCCAGACCACCGCUAUGGGCCAUGUCCCAGCGGGAGCAUGCGAUCCCGGUUCCUCCCCAUCACCUGCACCCUGUCCCAAGCUUCUGA